Messenger RNA from Branchiostoma floridae (Florida lancelet), 1936 nucleotides. Its product is annotated as cofilin-like. Gene Ontology annotation, molecular function: actin filament binding. The transcript is spliced from 5 exons. Gene Ontology annotation, cellular component: actin cortical patch; cytoplasm; actin cytoskeleton. Bases 221 to 634 code for a protein of 137 amino acids. NCBI's taxonomy places the organism in Eukaryota, Metazoa, Chordata, Leptocardii, Amphioxiformes, Branchiostomatidae. The record is from RefSeq and is a predicted model, not a curated record. Gene Ontology annotation, biological process: cell motility; actin filament severing; actin filament fragmentation.
AUGCGUUAGGAACUAUCCGCCAUUCGAGCCCUACCCGGAAACGGAAGUGAUGUCACCCAGGUGCUCAUACUGGUAAGACUUGUUCUUGGCGGGCACCGUAGGCACAAGUUCCCCCUCCCCUUACAGUCUUCAAUCGGCAAAUUUCAGGCCUUUUCGUCGCUGCUGAUCAUUUAGAGGUCCAUAUCCUCAAUUCAAGUCGAUAUUCCAAAGGUGAAGAAUCAUGGCUUCUGGCAUCAAGGUUACAGAUGAAGUGGUCGCAGCUUACGACGAGGUGAAACAAAAGCACAAGUACAAGUACGUGACCUUCAAGGUGUCUGACUGUGAGACAAAGAUCAUCGUAGAUACCAAGGUUGAGUCGUCGACCUACGAGGAAUUCCAAUCCAGUUUCCCGAACGAUGGGGCCCGCUGGAGCAUUUACGACUUUGACUACAAGAACAGGGAGGGUCAAGAUCGUAACAAGUUGAUCCUGGUCAGCUGGUGUCCAGACAGCGUUAAGGUCAAGGCCAAGAUGAUGCACGCAUCGAGCACAGAUGCCCUCAAGAAGAAGUGCCCGGCCACCAAGGUCCAGGCUACUGACUACGAUGAACUCAACUUCGAUGAAGUGAGGGAAAGGAUCCUCACAACAAGCCAGUAGUGCCCCCAGAUCAAAGCACCAAUUCUCCCUUUUCACAGUGACCAUGAUCCUUUGCUGCAGGGACCCCCCCCCCCUCAGGUUUGCAGUAGUUUCGUAAAACCACUGGGUUCAAAUCACAAACUCUACUCCUAAAGUCUUAUUCUGCGGAACAAGGUCUUACCCAAGGUAUAGUUUGAUUCCAGACUAGACAUUAUGUCCUUGGGAAAGGCACUGAACACAACUUUCCUCAGUCCAUCCAGAUGUAAAGAUGGGUACAUGACUUUGAUUGGGUAGGUACGAGGCAUUGGAAGGAGACACAGUAAAUAACACUGCCCCUACGACCCUACCUUUCCAUUUCACGAGUUUGCUGAUUUAAGCUCAAUGGUUUUACGACACUGCCACAAAGGAUUGUGGGUAGUGCGAAAGGGUGCAUACAUUCCUCUUUGGGGCUUUAUUUUGUAUCUCGUGGCAAACUAAAAACCAUGCACUACAUUAUCUUUUUACUACAAAUUGAAUAGUUUAAUUGUAUAUCAUGGAAUGAAGACUACUACUACUACUACUAUAUGCAAAUUUCCUUAUAAGACACUGUAAUUAUCAUUUGUUCUUAGACAGCAACAACAGGGGCCGUACCCUAUAAAAUGUAAUGUCAAGUUUUAGAAGGUAAUUUGUUUUGUUGAGUGGAUAUCUCAUUUCGCCGUGCCAGUAGGUGGCAAAUUAUUGUGGCACACGGGUAAAAUAAGUGACCUCUACAAGCAAAAUGGCCGUACUCUCAAUGUCACAUCCUGAGUUUGAGCCCCAAUGUUACAGGUACAAUAUAAUAUGCAUAUUCAAAAUCACAAUGAAUUAAAAACUAAUAAUCAAAAUUCUUAAAAAAUGGUUUUGCAGUGAUUGCCCUUGUUGGCAAAUACUUUGGCCCAUCACGACAUUAUGCUAAUUGUGAUUAUUUUGAAGUUUGAAAAAAAGAAAAUCAUCGGUUCAGGCUACCAAUCUGUUGUCGGCCAAUGAGUAUUGUGUUGGUGACGUAGCGAAUGUCUGCCACAAACAAUCACCCUAUGAGAUUCCCACUGAAGUCACAGUCCAAGUUUCCUGUUAUAAAAAAUACCGGAUGCAAGAUAAAGAUGUCUUUUUGUCUAUCCAAAGAUGAUAAUUUUACAGUGUUUAGCGAGAAUGUAACUCUUGAAGAAUAUAAUUGGUUGGUAGAUUUUUCUUUUUAUAUUCAAGUGUUAGCUAAAGUUACAGGGCAAUUCAGUGCACACAAUAGGUGCAUAGUGAUGCUUGCACAACUUGGAAGAGGAAAUAAAUCAAUCUACUACUAGUAAACUA